Messenger RNA from Xenopus tropicalis (tropical clawed frog), 5678 nucleotides. RefSeq names its product G protein subunit alpha o1 (gene gnao1). Bases 315 to 1379 code for a protein of 354 amino acids. NCBI's taxonomy places the organism in Eukaryota, Metazoa, Chordata, Amphibia, Anura, Pipidae. The record is from RefSeq and is a predicted model, not a curated record. Gene Ontology annotation, cellular component: heterotrimeric G-protein complex; membrane; plasma membrane. The transcript has 8 exons. Gene Ontology annotation, molecular function: G-protein beta/gamma-subunit complex binding; GTP binding; GTPase activity. Gene Ontology annotation, biological process: response to monoamine; adenylate cyclase-modulating G protein-coupled receptor signaling pathway; G protein-coupled receptor signaling pathway.
GAGGGUCUGAGCGCUCCCGAACUCCCUUUAGUUUGUGUCUGGGCGCUCCCGCGGACGCGCGCUCAGUGACGUCAGAGCGGCAGCAGAGAGACAGAGACGAAGAUAGCGGGACAGAUCUGAAGGGACAGACAUAGCGACAAUACAGAGAAAGAUUCGUCGCCCGUUCGCUGUCGCUGGCACACUGGGACUCAUCUCCAUCCCUCCUGUUCCAGCUCUAAUCAGGAAACUAACCCUCACAAACCCACCGCCGGGAGAAGGACCCGGGACCCCCUCCGCCCGCUCCCGCCGGACCCGGGACUCCCCCCCGAGCAGUCAUGGGCUGCACACUGAGCGCGGAGGAGAGAGCAGCGCUGGAGAGGAGCAAACAGAUCGAAAAAAACCUUAAGGAGGAUGGAAUCAGCGCUGCCAAGGAUGUCAAACUGCUGCUGCUAGGGGCUGGGGAAUCUGGGAAAAGCACCAUUGUGAAGCAGAUGAAAAUUAUCCAUGAAGAUGGAUUCUCAGGAGAGGAUGUCAAGCAGUACAAGCCUGUGGUUUACAGUAACACAAUCCAGUCUCUGGCAGCCAUUGUCCGUGCCAUGGAUACUCUGGGCAUUGAGUAUGGUGACAAAGAAAGAAGGGCUGAUGCCAAGAUGGUGUGUGAUGUGGUGAGCCGUAUGGAAGAUACAGAACCUUUCUCUCCUGAGCUGUUAUCUGCCAUGAUGAGACUUUGGGCAGACUCUGGAAUUCAGGAAUGCUUCAACCGAUCCAGGGAAUACCAGCUUAAUGACUCUGCUAAAUACUACCUAGACAGUUUAGAUCGGAUCGGAGCUGCUGAUUAUCAGCCUACAGAACAGGAUAUCCUGCGAACCAGAGUGAAGACCACUGGAAUUGUAGAAACUCACUUCACCUUCAAAAACCUUCACUUCAGGCUGUUUGAUGUUGGGGGACAACGAUCAGAACGCAAGAAAUGGAUUCAUUGUUUUGAGGAUGUCACAGCUAUCAUCUUCUGUGUGGCACUUAGUGGGUACGACCAGGUCCUUCACGAAGAUGAGACAACGAACCGGAUGCAUGAAUCCCUCAAACUUUUUGACUCCAUCUGUAACAACAAGUGGUUCACUGACACAUCCAUCAUUCUGUUCCUGAAUAAGAAGGAUAUCUUCCAAGAGAAAAUCAAGAGCUCUCCUCUCACUAUCUGCUUUCCGGACUACACAGGUCCCAACUCAUUUACCGAAGCCGUAGCCCACAUACAGCAUCAGUAUGAGAGCCGGAACAAGUCUCAGACCAAGGAGAUUUAUACCCAUGUCACCUGCGCUACAGAUACUCAGAACAUCCAGUUUGUGUUUGAUGCAGUCACAGAUGUCAUCAUUGCCAAUAAUCUGCGCGGUUGUGGCCUUUACUAAGCAGCAGGCUUUUUGAAGCAGAAUAAUGAAAGCUGAGGAGCAACAGGAGCAGUCUUUGUACCCAGACACAGCCAGACUUUUUUUUUUUUUUUUUUUUAUAAAAAAAAAAAAAAAACCUUUUACUAAUUUUGGUUAUAUUGAAUCCCCUGGUCAACUGUUAAACACUGCAUGUACCAAUGUGCAUUUUCCUACCUGUUGCGUUUUUCUUGGAUAUCUAUGGAAUUAUUUCAUAGUGGGAACCAUGGUUGACCAGGUUCUGUAUGAAAUUGUUGAGCAACACUUCCUUCUGUAAGGCUCAGAUUGUCUAAGGCUCUUUUCUUUCCUGUGAAUUGUAGUUUGUUCCAAUUCUAAAUCAUCUGCCUUGAUGGGCUGCUACUGAAUCUCAUUUUUAAAUAGGAUUUCUAAAUCUGUUCAGCUACUGUACAUAAGGAUAUUCAGUAGGAUUUCAGUAACUGUUCAGCUACUGUACAUAAGGAUAUUCAGUAGGAUUUCAGUAACUGUUCAGCUACUGUACAUAAGGAUAUUCAGUAGGAUUUCAGUAACUGUUCAGCUACUGUACAUAAGGAUAUUCUUUCCACUAAUAGGUCAAGGUGCCAAAACCUUUCCAUGUUAGCUGUAUCAGUGUUAGGCUAAAAUAUCAUUGGUUAAAUACCUGAUCCGUAUGAAGAGCAAUCUGUUUUCAACCACAAACCAUUCUGCUUACUACAAUAAUUAUUGGGUCAAUGGUCACACCAUUUCUCAAACUAAAAGUUGCGACACACAGAGAUAUAAAAUUGUGCAUAAUUGUGUGUGGCAAACAAGCUGUCCCCACUGAUAUGCAUGUACUAUGGAUAUCUGUUAAUUUAUUGAUUUGGCAGGUUAACUAAUUAAAUCUGCCCCUGAACAGUGCAGUCAAUCGGUCAAACCCUUUAGGGAUCAGCCCAUGGUCGCCUUUAGCACUGGGCAAGAAGAACACAGAAGCCACCUUAUUGCAGCAGUAGUUAAAAAUGUAUAAGAUAGAUGCUAAAUGGUUCAUUCUGUGAUGCCCCCUAACUCCAUUUCAUCAGAUAGAUCCAUUCCUGGAUUUUAACUACCUUAUUUCACUUAAUGAAAUUUUGGUUUGCAAUGGGGUUUUUAUUAAAUGGACUGUAUCAUAAUGUCCCUGAGGGCAUGAAACUACCAUCUGCUCCCUAGAGAUAUCCUAUAGUAGAAAGACUAUCACUAUUUCCUGUCACACCGAUGUUCUCUGUUAAUACCUAAUAAUAGUAAUAUAUUCGAAAAUCCAUGGUUUAUGUUUACUUGCCAUAAUUAGGUUAGGUUUAUGCAAAUAUACCUUAAGCUUUAUUUUAAUAAAGUUUGUAUGUUGGCUCUCUGUAAUGUGACUAGUAAACUCCGAGCAUUUGCCGCUGUCUGAUACCUUACUGGCUUUCUAUACAUGAUCCAGAUAGUAAAACUUGUUCGGGCAAGUGGCAUGUACAAUACAUUUAUAAGCACAAAAAGGAUCAAAUCUGUAUUUUAUUACAUUUUGCAGCAAAUUGAAAAGAUGCAGAGCACCAUUGCUUCCUAGUGCGCCACCUGCUCUGCUGUUAAUCUGUGGAGAAAUCUCCACCAAUCUCCACCAUUUCUGAGCUUUCUGAAUGCAUAAGUUGUUUUAUUUCAUUUAGCUUCCCCUUAAAUAGGCAGUAUAGUGGCAAAGCUCUGUACAGUGCAUGCACAUAUGCUGUCUUGGCUGAGGCUUUCCCUCAUGGGCAUGACUGUUAGUCCGGAUUGUCUUAUUGAAGGCUCUGAACAAUGCUGCUCCUACUCAUUGGUGAGAUGUGUUGGAUUGGAUGGUUUCUUUGUUGGAUAAAUCUAACAUUACAUGCUUCAGUAGUGUGUAAGAUAAGACGUUUACCUGAGGUUGUAAAGCUAAAUUUCUGUCACUCUUAUUGCAGGCCCAGACUGGCAAUCUGUGGAUUCUGGCGAAUGCCAGAGGGGCUGCUGUAAGAUACCAUAGACAGUCAAUAUUAGGCUGGUUGGGGGUUGGUUGCACCUCUGUGUCUUCAGAUGCCAGGACCUCUUUUACUUCCAGUCCAGACUUGUUCUGUUGGAUUCUGCACACCUUUAUACGUGAAACAAAAAUGCCUGGGGACCCAGUUGCCCUGAAAAAUGCCAGCCAUGGGCAGUGUUCUGACCUGCAAAAUGGUAUUGGCACAGAUUGGUAUUUGUAUAGAUUUGAUAAAUUAACUUUUUUUAGUGUGCCAUUCAAGCUUUUUACUUGAAGGUAUAUAUGAAACUUUAUUAUGGGUUGACCCCUGUUUAUUACCACCUCCUUUUGUCCUUCAUGUUGAUAUUAAUGGAUGUGUUCAUUCAUGGGCAUUAAUGACAGGCUGCCAUGCAUUGACUUGGUUGCACUGUUAUUCAAACAGUUCACUUUGUCGCUGUCACAGCUCAAAUGUAUCAAAUAUAUAUAUAUAUAUAUAUAUAUAUAUAUAUAUAUAUAUAUAUAUAUAUAUAUAUAUGGUGUCAGACUGGGCCUCUGAGGGCCCACCAGAGAACAUAACACUAUUAUCACAGCAAAUAGAUUGUGCCAAAAUGUAAUUUUUUUUGUUAUUUAAGCCCGUAUGGAAAAAAAGGACAAGAUGAUGAGAAUUGUCCCAAGCUUGGGGCCUGUACCCACUGGGAGAUCCUCUGGUUGGCCAGUCCAGCCCUGAUGAAGCCCAACAUCGCUAGGGAAUAAAUUAGUGAAUAUAGAUGAAACUAUUAUAUGAAUUUUGCCCACUAGCAACAUUUUAAUUCUGUUUGGUUUUCUCCUCUGUGUUCUAAAUCCCUGAUAUUAUUUUUUAUGCAUACUGUAAGGUUUGAUCAUUUCACUUUUUUGUUAAUUUGAAGUAACUGGCUGUCUGUGCCUCCAAACCAGUCCUCAUCUGAAAUACAGAAACUGAUAACUAUCUUUAGCCUGCCAGGAAUUUAAAGUUUUGUUAAUUGAAGCACAAAAUGUCUACUUCAUAUGGGGAUACAUAGUGUGCGUUACUUACAAAACAUGUCAUUUUGGGGGUAAAAAAGGAUUCCCCAUUUAUUAGAUCAGUGUUAAUAUUUUUGUUUUGUUUUUUGAAUUGGACCCAAAUUGUGGAAGUCAUCUUGGUCAUGCAAGAUUUGGAUCAAAUUAAUUCAACAUUAUCUCCCUUUAUUUGCAUUUGUCGGAGCUACAGCAGUUAAAGAGUAUGUCAGUUGCUUGCAUUAUUCAGAUAGGAUUUUCUUUCUUUCUACUAGGUAUUUGUCCACUUAAAGGGCCAGUAACAUCAGAAAGGAACAAUUUACAUUUAUAAAUCAUAUCUGCCUGUCCAGCAUCUCCUAAAUUGUAUUAGCAAAUUAUUCAUUCUAUAGGAGUGUAGAGAGUAAUGGAUGACACUUGUCUCCUGUUUAUCUCCACAUAGCUGCUAAGCAAAUGUAUUCUAAAUAGUGCAUCUGUUAAAUGGUCUGCAUGGGCACUGCAGGCCUACUGGACCUUGGAUAGCGUUGUUCUUGGCUACAAAGUAGCUUAUUUAUAUAAACUAUUAUGGAUUCUGAGGCAAACAUGCAUUUUUAUACACAUGCAGGGUAACAUUACAUUUAUUUAAAUGUAUAUACACUCAUUUUAUUAUAACUAUUUUGGUGUUACCGGCCCUUUAAGAAUGAACAGUAUUUUUUAAAACAUGUACAUAUAUAAAAACGAUGUAUCAUAAAUUAUGAUGGCAAAUCUAAAUAACAAAAUGUUUAGCUUAUGAAUAACCAAAGUAAUCUUCAUGUCAAAAUCUGCGGUCUUUUUCUAGAACGCACCUAAAUACAGGUAUCGGACCCCUUAUCCGGAAACCCGUUAUCCAGAAAGUUCCGAAUUACGGAAAGCCCGUCUCCCAUAGACUCCAUUAUAAGCAAAUAAUUCAGAAUUUUUAAACUGAUUUCCUUUUUUUUAUGUAGAAAUAAAACAGAACCUUGUAAUUUAUCCCAACUAAGAUAUAAAUAAUCCUUAUUGGAUGCAAAACAAUCCUAUUGGGUUUAAUUAAUGUUUUAUUAAUUUUUUAGUAGACUUAAGGUAUGGAGAUCCAAAUUAUGGAAAGACCCCUUAUCCGGAAUACCCUUGGUCCCGAGCAUUCUGGAUAAUGGGUCCUAUACCUGUAUGAAGUUCGCCUAUGUUAUAAAGAGAAUUAAAACAGAUACAUUGUAUUUUAACGUUGAUAGAGUCUAAUUUAUGUUGAGUAUAAACUCAAUCCAUUUUAUUAAUAAUUGUACAGUGUGUUUAUAUAGAUACAAUGUGUUACACGCAAACUGCAUAAUAAAAGAUGUCUGCAAUUUUCAAGAAAA